Molecule: messenger RNA, 1359 nt
Organism: Naumovozyma dairenensis CBS 421
Lineage: Eukaryota; Fungi; Ascomycota; Saccharomycetes; Saccharomycetales; Saccharomycetaceae
Gene: SPT14
Product: phosphatidylinositol N-acetylglucosaminyltransferase SPT14
Exons: 1
Coding region: 1-1359 (452 amino acids)
Biological process (GO): GPI anchor biosynthetic process
Cellular component (GO): glycosylphosphatidylinositol-N-acetylglucosaminyltransferase (GPI-GnT) complex
Molecular function (GO): phosphatidylinositol N-acetylglucosaminyltransferase activity
Source: RefSeq, a predicted model, not a curated record
AUGGGGUUUAAAAUUGCUAUGGUUUGUGAUUUUUUCUACCCUCAAUUAGGAGGUGUAGAAUUUCACAUAUAUCAUUUAGCACAAAACCUGAUAUCCCAAGGCCAUUCCGUCGUAAUAAUCACCCAUCAAUACAAGGAUAGAAUUGGUGUGAGAUACUUAACCAAUGGAUUAAAAGUCUACCAUGUUCCAUUUUGGGUUAUGUGUAAAGAAACAACUUUCUCCACUGUGUUUUCAACAUUUCCCAUAAUUAGGAAUAUUUUAAUUCGAGAACAAAUCCAAAUUAUUCAUUCGCAUGGUGCAGUAUCUACAUUAGGUCAUGAAGCUGUCUUCCAUGGGAAUACUAUGGGGUACCCGACUGUUUUCACUGACCAUUCUUUAUAUGCAUUUGACACUACAGGUGCCAUUUUAGCAAAUAAGAUUCUAACGUUUACACUCACCAAUGUCGACAGAGUUAUUUGUGUUUCUAACAGUUUAAAGGAGAACAUGAUACUAAGAGCCUCUUUAGAACCAGAACGUAUUUCAGUUAUACCGAAUGCGGUUGUAGCAAAGGAUUUUGAACCAAUUCCGCAUGAAAUGAAACUUACAAGAGAGAAAAAAAGCAUUACAAUUGUUGUUAUAGGUAGAAUGGUCGGGAAUAAAGGUGCAGAUUUGUUAACACGUCUUAUCCCAUUGAUUUGUUCUCGAGAUGAUAGAGUUAAUUUUAUUAUUGCUGGUGAUGGUCCUAAAUUCAUUGAUUUCCAACAGAUGAUAGAAGCAAAUAGAUUAGAAGAAAGAGUUCAACUAUUGGGGGCUGUACCGCAUGAAAAUUUCAGAGACGUUAUGUGUCAAGGUGAUAUUUAUUUACAUGCAAGUUUGACAGAAGCCUUUGGAACUGUUCUAGUGGAGGCUGCAUCAUGUGGGUUACUAAUUGUCACUACUGCUGUAGGUGGUAUACCUGAAGUAUUACCUCCUCAUAUGACAGUAUUUGCAAAACAAACAUCGGUAUCUGCGUUAGUAUCUGCAAUUAAUAAAGGUAUUGAGCUAAUUCGGACGAGAGCAGUUGAUACGUCGACUUUCCAUGAUGAAGUAACUGAGAUGUAUGAUUGGUCAGAGGUUGCUAAAAGGACGGUGUCUGUCUACGAAGACGUUUAUUAUAAUAUUUCUAAUGACGAAAAGAAUUGGGUAUAUAUGUUGAAACGAUUUUAUAGAAGAGAAGGGCUUUGGGUCAGACAUCUGCAUGCACUAUGUUGUGUAAUUGAUUAUAUGCUUUUCUUCAUAUUCGAAUGGCUUUAUCCAAGGUCAGAAAUCGAUAUAGCUCCGAAAUGGCCUUCAAAAGAGAAGAUAGAAAAAAUGACCAACGCUGAAACCUUUGUAGAAUGA